Messenger RNA from Diospyros lotus (date-plum), 1917 nucleotides. RefSeq names its product protein FAR1-RELATED SEQUENCE 5-like. The record is from RefSeq and is a predicted model, not a curated record. Bases 1 to 1917 code for a protein of 638 amino acids. The transcript is spliced from 6 exons. Gene Ontology annotation, biological process: regulation of DNA-templated transcription. NCBI's taxonomy places the organism in Eukaryota, Viridiplantae, Streptophyta, Magnoliopsida, Ericales, Ebenaceae.
AUGGCGUGGCAUUGCGAUGUUACAGAUGAUAUCAGAGCCGAUCACCGAGUCUCUGAGCGCGGUGGUGGGACAAACCUCAACGAGAAUACUGAGUCCCUAGGGAGGGUGCGUGUAGGCACCUUAGGCGAAUUCCACAUUGGCCAUGCAAAAGAGGAAGAUCUAGGAUCAGUUAUAAGGUCGCAUCAUGAAGAGGGCAUCAUGUGCUCAAGGGGGGAGAAUGAAAUACCCCAAGAACCUGGAGAAUGGCGGGAAUAUCGUGCCAGUCUGGGUGUCGGGAGUACUGGCCUGGGAGAGCUUUGGCUCGGUUUAAAGAUUAGCUUGGGGGAAACCCGAGGUAAAGACCUUGGGGAACUGCAUAAACGGGUAGUAGCCGCGGCGUCCCCUCCCCUCUGCCAGCAACCGUGGUCCUUAAGUGUCCUCUCCAACAACGGCAUCUCUCUAUCGCUGGUUAACAUGGAUAAUAAUAAAACUCUAAAUAUGAAUGCAACUAUCAAUAGUUCUGAUGAAGAAAUUAGUAAUCAAGACUUGGAUUUUAGUGAUGAUGAGAAAUCUCCUGUAGUUGAUGAAAGGUGCCGGGGUUCAAAUGAUCAGUUUGAAAUAGAUAUAGAUUGCGAGGUAGAACAAAAAAUUGGAAUGACAUUUGACACAACAAAAGAAGCAUAUGACUUCUAUAAUAGAUAUGCAAGACAGGUUGGCUUUAGUGUGAGGAUAUUAAGAACAAACAAGAACAAAAAUAAAAUCCAACGACAAGCACUGGUUUGUUCAUGUGAGGGCACUUCUAGAAAAGUCAAGACACCUGAAAGAAAAAGAGAUAGUCGGCGGUUUAAUUGUAAGGCAAAUUUUGUGAUUAAAAGAAUUCCCAAUGAUAAGUAUAGACUAAUUGAGUUCAAGUCGGAGCAAACUCAUGAUCUUGUCCCACCUGAGCAUUCCCAUUAUUUGAGGUCCCAUAGGAAAAUCGAUUUUUCACAAGUUGAAUUUAUGAACAAAAUGCGUUCAUCUGGAAUAAGACAAGGACAAAUUUUCUCUUACAUGUGUGAAGAAGCUGGUGGAGCCCAAAAUCUUAAUUUCACAAGAUCUAAUUGCAACAAUUUAUUACAAAGAACACGGGCUAAAUUUUUCAAGAAAGGUGAUGCCGAAUGUCUCCUUGAAUACUUCAAACAAAAGAAAGGGGAAAACAAACAUUUUUUUUACUCUUUUCGAACUCGGGAAGAUGGUGAGAUACGCAGUGUAUUUUUGUGUGAUGCAAAAUCGAGGUGUGAUUAUGGGUUAUUUGGUGAUGCAAUAUGUUUUGAUACAACAUUUCGGACAAACAAUUAUGACAUGUUAUGUGCACCAAUUGUUGGCAUCAACCAUCAUGGGCAAACAUCACUUUUUGGAUGUGGUCUACUUGAUGGUGAGACAAUUGAUGCAGUAAUGUGGUUGUUUACUACUUUCUUUGAGGCUAUGGGAGGGAAAAAACCAAGAAGCAUAUUUAUAGAUCAGUCUGCAGCUAUAUCAAGUGUUAUUGAUACGGUAUUGCUUGAAGCCCACCAUGGAUUGUGUUUGUGGCAUUUAUGUCAAAAUGCUGCAAAGAACUUGAGUAAUAAUGGAUAUAAAUCAUUUGCACCACAAUUCAAAGCUUGCAUUUAUAAUCCUGAAACAGUUGAAGAAUUUGAACAAAGUUGGGACAAAUUGCUUGAAGAUAAUGGGCUAAGAGGUAAUGAGUGGUUGCAAAGAACAUAUGAGUUGAGAAAGAAAUGGGCUCAAGUGUACAGUCGGGCUCACUUUUGUGCUGGCAUGACCACUUCACAGAGAAGUGAGAGCAUUAAUAAGUUUUUGAAGGAUUAUUUUAAUCAUGGUAGAAUUGUUCUUUGGGAAUUUGUUUUGAUGGAGUUCAGAUCCAUGGAGCUCAUGGUUUUCUAUUACUGCAAUUUCUAA